Closterium sp. Yama58-4 is the source of this 819-nucleotide messenger RNA. NCBI's taxonomy places the organism in Eukaryota, Viridiplantae, Streptophyta, Zygnematophyceae, Desmidiales, Closteriaceae. The record is from the annotation of a GenBank genome assembly.
AUGGCCUCUAUUCGCGUUCUUUCCUUCGAUGCUGAGGGCCGUCCCGUGCAGUUCACUUCCUGGCUCGACGACCUGCAGUUGUAUCUUAUGAGCAAUAGCACGGACCACAUCUCCCUCUAUGACUACGCGUCUGGUGCUGCCGCUGCUCCUGCUGCCACAGCCGAGCUUAGUGUACGUUCACAGUGGCAGACUCGUGACGCUGCAGCUCGCCUGGCUAUUCGCAGUCACCUGCCGUUAGCUGAGCUAGAGCACUUUGGCGACUGCAAAACCGCUAAAGCCCUAUACGACGCUGUCGUUGCUCGCUACUCCUCACCUGCCCAAGCCGAGCUUAGCCGUCUCAUGCUGCCUUACCUGUUCCCUGACCUGUCCACCUUUGCUACAGUCGCCGAUCUUAUCACCCACCUUCGCACUAGUGAUGCUCGCCUGCGUGCCGCCCUUCCCACCGAGUUCUGCGCUAAGAACCCCCCCCCCCCUGUCUGGGCUCUCCACUUCAUAGUCACCCGUCUCCCUGACACCCUCAGCUCAGUGCGCGACUAUUUCCUUGCUCGCUGUCCCACUGAGCUCACUGUCGCCCUCCUAGAGGAGAAGCUGCUAGCAGCCGAGAAGAGCAUUGUAGCUGUAGGCGGGGGCGGCGGCGGGAGCAGUGGCGGUGGUGGCAGCGGCGGCAGUGGCGGCGGUGGCGGUAGUGGCGGUGGCGGUGGCGGUGGUGGCGGUCGGAGCGGAGGUAGUGGCGGCGGUGGAGGUCGGAGUGGAGGCACCGGCUCGGGCCAGAGCUCCCAGCAGCAGCAGCGUCCCCAGACGACCCAGAAAGCUUCGUGA